Molecule: messenger RNA, 2412 nt
Organism: Plasmodium falciparum 3D7
Lineage: Eukaryota; Apicomplexa; Aconoidasida; Haemosporida; Plasmodiidae
Product: putative CID domain-containing protein
Source: RefSeq, a predicted model, not a curated record
AUGAAAUAUGAAAAAAAAUAUUGGAAUGAUAAAGGGAAAAAGAGAAAUGAGAAACAAUUAAAUGAUGAGAAUUAUAGAAAUAAUAAAAAAUAUCAAAAUGAUAGUGGUUAUAAUAAAUUGAAUAAUAAUAAUAAUAAAAUGCAAGGAGAAAAAGGAAAUUAUAAUAAUACACCCUUUUUAGGAAAUAUUAAAAAUAAAAAAUAUAAUUAUGAAUCAAAUACAAUUGGUUUUGAUAAAAGGAAUAACAACCAUGAAUACAUUCCAUCGUUUAAUAAAAAAAGUGGAAUGCAUCAAAAAUCAAAAAAUUCGAAUUUAUAUUAUCAAGAUAAAUAUGGUAGAGAAAAUAAAGAGAAAUCACCUAGAUAUAAUUAUCAUCGUAAUAAAUAUAAUAAGAAUUAUCUUGAUGGUGAUCAUAUAAAUAAUAAUAAUGAAAAUUACAAAAGUGAAUAUUAUAAUAAUUAUAUGGAUGAUGGUAAUAAUUUUAAUUAUAUGGAUGAUAAUAAUAAUAAUUAUAAUUAUAUGGAUGAUGAUAAUAAUAAUAAUUAUAAUUAUAUGGAUGAUGAUAAUAAUAAUAAUUAUAAUUAUAUGGAUGAUAAUAGUAAUAAUUAUAAUGAAAAUAUUAAUUAUAAUAAUAAUAUGAAUGAUCAGGGAAAAAGCAUCCCUGAUAUUAGACAAGAAGAUAUCAAUAUAGAAUUAAAUAAGUUACAUAGAGAUCUUCACAAUUUAUUAUUUACAUCACCAAAAAAUAAUAAUAUAAAUAAUACAAAUGAAAAUAACAAUUUAAAUUUAGGAGACCCUAUGUUCUUACAUAAUAUUAUGACUAAAAGUAGUCAAGACAAUUUCGAUGAAAUGGAACCUCUAACAAAUUUUAAUGAUUCUCAGAAUGAUUUCGACAAAAAUUUUGGGAAUUUUUUUAAUUCUUAUGAUAUGAAUGUUAAAUAUAAGGAAAAAAAUAUAAGAGCAGUAGAAAAUUACGAGAAGGAUAAAAAUGAAGUGAAUGAUUAUGGUAAAAAUUAUAACUAUAAUGUAAAUAAUCAAAAUGAUCAAAAUUAUGAAUACGAUAAUGAUAAUAAAAAUAGAUAUCAUAAUUUAAAUAAUAAGGGAAAUUUUAUUAAAGGUAAUACUACUACUAAUAAUAGUGAUGUAUUAAGUCAAUUGUCAAUAUUAAGAAAUAUUCCUUUUAAUAAUUCUAUUGAAGAGGAAGAAAAUGAUAAAACGAGCAAAAAUGAGAAAACAGCUAUGAUAUUAAAUGAUUUAAAAAAAUGUCUUAAUAAAAAUGAAUCGAAUAUAUAUGAAAAUACUGACAAUACAUUAAGUGGUAUAUCAAAUGAAGGUGAAGAAUAUAUAUAUGAAAAUCAUAUGCUGAAAAAUCACUAUGUAGACAAAUCACAUAAAAAUCACAAUAAUAAUAAUGAUAAUAAUAAUUAUAAUAAUAAUAAUAAUUUUCAUAUGUAUCAAGAAAAAAAUGACAAUAUAGUAAAAUACACAAAUGGUAUGUAUAACUAUUUGAAAAAUGAUAAUAAAUCUAUAGAAGAAUCCUCCAUAUCUAAUGGAAGCAGUGUAGAAGAUACAAAUGAAAAUAAAACCAAAAAAGAAGAAGAAUAUACCUACAAUGAUAUGUUAUUUCCAAAAUCUAAAAUUGAAGAAUCCUUAAGAGUAUUAAAUACAUUACAAGUAGAUAUAGAAAGAGUUUGUUGUUACAUAAAACAUUUUAUAGAACCACCUGAACCCUUAUUUGAAGUUAUGGUAAAUGUAUUUGUGGAUAAAAAAGUUAGCAUAAAUUCCAAAAUGGCUAUAUUUUAUGUAUAUAAUCAUUUAAUUCAAGAAUUAAGAAAUAAUUUAAAAAAUGAUUUGAUAAAAUUUAAUUCGAUAGCAGAUAAAGGAUUACAUAUAUUUGUAAUUCCUGUAUUGAGACAUAUAUUAGAAGAACGAGGUUAUGAAGAAAUGAUAAAUAAAUUUUUUAGGUGUAUAGGUAUUUGGAAUGAUCGAAAUGUAUAUAGUAAAAUUGUAUGUGAUCAAUUAAAAUCUUUACAAAAAAAUCCAAAUAAAAAAAUGGACUUUUCUAUGAAACAUCCAGGAUAUCAAGCACAUAGUUUAUUAUCUAAUGAGUUGUCAAAAUUUUUACCAAUAAAUUUUAUAUUAAAAAUGCCGAGUACAAAUAAUGAACACAAAAAAGCUUUACAACAUAAAAUAUUAAGUGCCUUAUUUAAUAAUAUAUCAAAAGAAACCUUAAAAGAAUUUCAAACUGACGAUAUAGAAGAAGCAUCCAAACUUUCCGAUAAAGUUAUGAGAAUGUUUGGACAAGAAUUAGUAUUAAUUAAUUCACAAAUACUUGAAUUAUCUUCAUUGAUAACAGACAAUAAUAAUCACUUGGUAAAGAUACAAAAUGCCUUGGAAAAGUUAAAUGAAUAA